Messenger RNA from Penaeus chinensis, 6867 nucleotides. RefSeq names its product E3 ubiquitin-protein ligase rififylin-like. The record is from RefSeq and is a predicted model, not a curated record. Gene Ontology annotation, molecular function: ubiquitin protein ligase activity. Gene Ontology annotation, cellular component: plasma membrane; cytoplasm. Gene Ontology annotation, biological process: negative regulation of extrinsic apoptotic signaling pathway via death domain receptors; proteasome-mediated ubiquitin-dependent protein catabolic process; protein K48-linked ubiquitination. The transcript is spliced from 6 exons. Bases 276 to 1814 code for a protein of 512 amino acids. NCBI's taxonomy places the organism in Eukaryota, Metazoa, Arthropoda, Malacostraca, Decapoda, Penaeidae.
GAUACCGUCUAGAGCGGACGUGGGUGCGGCGGCCGGUCAAACACGUACACGUGUCUGUGCAUGUUUCCUGUCAAGUGUCUGUGUGUUCUUGUGUUGUCAAGUGAUUCUUAACGCUUUCUCUUUGUAUUUUUUGUUUUUUUUUUGUUUUGUUUUUUCUGUGCGUUUAAAUCUUAAAAGUGAUUGGAAGUUUUGAGGAAGACGAUUGUCAAAGAAGAAAAUACAUUGAGACUUGGCUGAAUUGUGGUAUGUUGUGGUGAGCAAGCAGUGACCGAGUGAUGCUGGGGGGAGGGGGCAGCUGCGGUGGGCCAGUUUCAUGGUGGUGCAGCGAAGUGUGGAGGUGCUCCCCUAAAGUGGCCCCGGACAUUGCAUCAUCAAGCGCAGAGAUGGCCAACUGUGACCAGUGCAGCGUCAAGUUUUCACUUCUGAAGAGACGGAGAACCUGUGCAAAUUGCCACCUUGUCUUUUGUAGCUCUUGCAUAAAGACAGGCAUUGGAGGGACGAGAAAAUGCAACAAAUGUAUAGUGUUAUCACAAUGGCCUCUUGACAUCUCUGAGGUUGGAGCCUUGCGUGUCAAGGACCUGAGACAGUACCUCCAGGCACAGCAUAUCAACAGUACAACAUGUACAGAGAAGCGAGAGUUGAUUGAGCUGGUGACACGCCACAUUUGCAGUCAGCGGCGGAUGUCAGAUAGUGCGAGACAAAAUACAGGUGCUGGGAGUGGGAGCAUUUUCUCAAGCACACCGCGACCGCCAGUGUUUAAACCUCCCUCUUCCAAUAUUAUGAGGGAUGAUGGCAUUAGGGUGCGGCCAAGCAGCACACUAAACAGUGACAGUUUGGGCAGCAUACGAGUUAGGCCAUUAGACAGCAUAAGAGUGAGGCCAAGUCGCUCACUCUCUCCCGAUUCUAGUGAAUAUGAUCCAGAGAUGGAUUUGGGCAUCAGGGUCUUCGCGUCGGAUAGCCAGGCAGGCCAGCAGGAACGUGUGAGCAGCACAUCACCCAUCAGCAUGGAGGGCUGUUCAGAGAGCACGGAGGACAAGUGCUCGCAGUGCCCCAGCGAAGACUGUACAGCCUCCUCUUGUAGCUUAGACUCCUGUCCCAACAGAGCAUCUAGUCAACCCAUGCCGUGCACCUUGCAUAAUGAUUCCUCAGGGCAAGACAGCAUUGAGGACAUAAGUGCCACAAAUGACCUGCAGUUACCCGACUCCACCAGCAUGCUGGAGGAGAUCCCAGGAACAGGUGAAAUUGCUCAAGAUAACACUACCACAGCGCUGGAGGCAGAGGUUUCGGAGCAAGGAGUCGAUACUUCAGAGGCACCAGCAGUGGAGACCCCACCCGAGGCCUCUGCACCUCAGUUAGAGGAUGACGCACCCAUUACCACUACCAUGUCCUCUUCGUCAGCCUCCUCCUCUACUCCUUCCACGGCUUCAUCCCCAGAACCUUCAAAACCUGUAAGCCUCCCCAACAAAGUUGUCGCGCUGGCAGACCUGAAGUCAGAGGAGGACAUCCGUCGUCUUAGCGUCCGCCAGUGCAAAGAGCUUCUGGCCCUGCACCGGGUCAACUACUCAGGGAUCACGGAGAAGUCGGAGCUGUUGAACAAGAUUGACAUGCUCUGGAAGGAUUACCAGAAUGCACGGCAAGAUGUUGAGGGUUUGCCAGAGGAACUGUUGUGUAAGAUCUGCAUGGAUAGCACGAUAGACUGUGUCUUUUUAGAGUGUGGACACAUGAUUGCAUGUACACAGUGUGGGAAGCAGAUGGCGGAGUGUCCAGUGUGCCGCCAAUAUGUGGUGCGUGUUGUACGUACUUUCCGAGCUUAAGGCAACCGGCAUUUAUUAGCAAAACCACUCCUUGGGGCCUUAGUUGAUAGAUAAGUGGAGUUUUUUUUUUUUUUUUCUAGAUCCAAUAGAAUUAAAACUUCAAUUAAUUAAGAAUAUCUGGAUAAGAUUUUUUUUUUUCUUGUUUUUUUCUUUUCUUUUCUUUUUACUUUUUUUCUUUCUUACCCCCAUUUACAAGAACUUCCACCAGGAUGUUUGACAUUAAUUGAAUUUAUGAGUGUGCAGGUAUUACUCUGUGCUGGCAAAGAUAUACCUGAAUUAGGUCUAGGAAACUUUAUUCCAUGUACAACUUGCAUAUACAGUAUACAUUGAAGCAUAAGAUUUACAUUUCCUUGAUUGUUUUACAGGUCAUUUAUUUAUUAUAGGGAUAGAAGCAGAGGCUAAAGCAUUUAUUACAAUUGUUUUUAUGUACUUGUAGAUACAGUGAAAUGCAUUCACAACAAAAAGUCAGUACAUUGAGUGCUUGUUAAAGGUAUGGUUACAUUUUUCAUUAAAAUCAGUGGAAAUGGAGUUACUAUGAAUACCUGGACUCGGAUGAAGCCAUCUUUAGUUAAGCUCUUUUGCAUUAACAAACUUUUAGGAGAAAUUGAAAAUUAGGAGCAAUUAAAAGGAGGGAAUGGUUGAUGAAAUUAGCAGAAAAAGAAAGUCACAAUGGCGAGGAAAGAAUAAUAAUGGUAAUAAAGAUAUUACUGCUGAGGAAAACAAAAAUAAUGGUAAUCUUAACAAAAUGACGAUAAAAUUGAUCAUAGGAGCAGCAGAUGAACAAAUUCACAUAUAAAGGAAGUUAUUACUUAAUUUAUAUCCAGCUAAAAGUUAAGUGAUAUAUAUAUAAUAUUUAAGAUUAAAGGUAAAGAUUAAUGUAGUCUGUAAUUUAACUUAACAGCUUAUUUCCAUCUUGGUUGCCAGAUCCAUAAGCUUGAUUUUGUGGAUGAAAGUUGAAAUAUAACUGCAAUUUAUUGAUUGAUUUUUAUGUCCAGUGUAGCUGCAACUUUGACAUGAUAUUAAUGGUUCAAGUUAAGAAGUUGUGUUGCAGGUAUAGUGAUUGGUAAGAAUGGUUUCUUCUUCUUCUUCUUCUUCUUCUUCUUCUUCUUCUUCUUCGUCUUCUUCCUUACUUUCACAAUUUUCAUUCAUCCCUCUCGCUGUUCUCUCUCUCUCUCUCCUUGUUUUCUUGUCUCUAAUUCUUUGGGAAGUAGUUUGUUUAUUUUUCUCUGUCCAAUUUGUUGUAGAGAAAUUAUUGUAAAAAGUUAAAAAACAUGAGUCACUUUCCAACUGUUUUUUGCUAGUCUUGUCAAAGUUUUUCAGGUGGUGAAAAAGGAAGUUAUUUGCUAUCAUGACUCGUAAAAUAUUUCUCUCCAUCCUCUAAAUAUAGUAAAUCCCUCGAUUCAUAAAGAUUUCACUCUAUACUCAUAUAUCUUUCUCUUUUUCCAAACUAAACUAUUUACUCAUCCAAGGUCUGUGUUGGAUUCCAGCCUUGUCUAAGAUGAAAGUAAGAGCAACUAGUUUUUACAACACUAAGAAGUCUUGAUGCUUACGGUUUUUCAACAUUUGUUUCUUGUGGUUCUCAAAAAGAAAUUUCAUAGAGAUAAUACUCUCUUCAACUACACAAUACAGUCAAUACUCAUAUGCCAUUGUUAGUGUCUUCUAGAGGUAGGUAUGAGAUUGCCCAAAACUACAUCAUCAUAUUUUUUUAUGGUUGAGACAUAAGAGGUGUGGGAAUUGGUGUGAUCCUUUAUUUUCCUUUCCCUUUUAUUUUCCCUCUUCCUUUUCCUCCUUAUUUUCUUUCUUCCUUCUCCCUUUCAUUUUCCUUCUUUUUCUUCUUCGGCUUUCCUUUAUGAGGGAGUCACACCAUACUUCCAGUGGUCGGUCAAUAAGGCCGUUGGUUUCCCCCCGUCAAAGUCCAAACUCUAGCCUUUCCUCUUUUGUGUCUUCUGAGGUUUGGAUCCUUAUGUUGUUGGUUGUUUUGGCAUAAUAUUUGUAUUGGGUUUAGGGAGGGGGGGGGGGAUCAUAUACAGAAUAUUGAUAAAAGUUUUUUUUUUUUAUGUUGUUGGUUAUUGAUUGAUUGAAGGAGGAAUUUGUAAGAGAAAAGAUUGAAUAAAUUGAGAAAAACUUGAUUCACUGUAUAUUUUUUACUAUUACUAUUACUGUUACAUACUAGCUGUAUCUUUACCGGUGCUUGAUGUUCAACAGCUUCCAGUAAAUAGGAAAGCCAAAGUAUAUGGAGCUUGUAAAUUUUUGUGAGUCCUGGUGAUUCUAAAGGCUUGUACUAUCCUAUUUUACUACACUUGGUCAGAGCUUAGUCGGCUUCUUAGUGCGAGGGCAACAAGUGCAAGCCCAACGAAGGCAUGGAGGCUGAUCUUUGAAGUACACGACUUGGUGCAGUGAGGCAGUGGCACUCCAGUUUGUGUUUGCACACUAUUUAUUAUGAUGUUUAUGGUCUUAUUUUGUAUUAUUUUUAUGUCAUUGGUGGUAAUAAUUAUUAUCAUAUUAAUAACUAUUCAGAAUGUAUCUGUAAAUGUGUAUCACAAGCAAGUGCAGUCUGCUUUAUAUUAAUUAUUAUAAGUCAAGUAGUUUUUAAAAUCUGGCUUGUUAUAGUUACUCUUAUCUGCUUGUUCUGAAGAAGAAAAAAGAAACAAGUAUGAGGGAGAAAGAAGUAUUAUAUUAAGCACAAUUUAUACAUAAUGAAGUAUUUACAUGUCCAUGUUGUCAUCUAUAGUUGAGUAUAAGCAAAUUCUGAAGUCGCAAAAAGAAAAAAAUCACAACAAAGAUUACAAGAAUUCUUCUUUUAGUGACCUUGUGAGAAGUGGAUUAACUUUGAAAAAAUAACGGAUGACUGCAGAUGUCUCUUCUCCAUUUUUCAUAUUUUGCACAUGUUAAGUGAGAUGGUAAGAUCUCGAAUAAUGAGGAGGCCAGAUUUCUAUGUGUGCUUGUGAAAAAUUGUACAGGUUAAGAAUAGUACAAGUAUUCAGUGGUGAUGAUCAUUUUUUUUUUUUUUCUUUCUUUCAUUCUUUUUUUUUCUUUUUCUUCUUUUCUUUUUUCUUUUUUCUUUCUACCUUAGAGAUUGAUCAUGACUAUGUUUUCUUCACUAUGUAUGUUAUAUGAAAUACACAAGGUUAACCAGGAAAUAACGGAUAUAAUAAAAGGGCAGGGAGAAAAAGGCAUCCAAAGCAUUAUGGUCAUUACUUUUCUGUUCUGUUCUACUGGAUAUAUUGUGCAAUGAUUAUUGCUUUGUCUUGUAUGUGGUACAUUUAUAACUCUGUGGGUGUUAUAGUCAAGUAUUAUGUGUUGUGAUAUUUUAUCCCAAAGACUGAAGUGCACCUCAGUGUUGUAAAAGGAGGCACGGGGAUUCUGUUCAAAUUGCUUCGCCACUUUAUGCUGCGGAUAUGAGAGAAGAAAUUGGAUUUUGAUGAUGACUUUGAAUAUUCUCACCGUUGAAGUUUUUAUGGGCAGAGCUCUGGGUGCUUUGUUCAGAAAAGAGGCUAAGAAAAUUUUAUACAGUGACUUUAUCAUUUUGUCAUAAUGUAUUGGUACAUUAUAUUAUAUUGUUAUUAUUAUAUUUUUUCAUAGGUAUUGAUUAUAUAUUAUGGAAGUAAUUGUUCAUGGAAUUAUAAUAUCCUCUGCUUGCAUGGACUCAGCACUUUAGUUAAUUAACUUGUAUUUGUCACAGUUGUAUCAGAAAGAAAAAAUAUAAUAGUUUAUAUGUCAUAAAGUGUCCCAGUAUUAUGGGAUUUUAUACUUUGAAGAAUAUUAAAUAUCAGAUCCAAAUGCAAGUGUUCAUUCUUCCUCCCUUAGAAAGGAUAAUGCAUGAAUGAAAUGAAUAACACUGAUGAAAUUGAAAAGGGAAGAACACUUAUUAGCUGUAUUUCAGACCACUUUAUUUACACAACAAAGACCAUAGAGAAAUGAAUUGCUCCAUUGAAUUUGUUAUAGCAUAUGAGAGUUGCAAUGAACAAAAUGUCAACAGCUACAAAGUUAUAUACUUAUUAGUUCAGUCAUAUAAAUUUUUUAUGCCUUCAUAAAGAAAUACCUUUAUUUUUAUUUUAUAUGCAAAUGGUACAACAGAAGAUUUUGAUGAAUCAUGUUUAAGUUUGGUAUACUGUAUUAUUUUUUAAAAAUUAUAUUAUGCUUAUUGCAUUUUUUUUUCUUUAUGCUUAAAAUAUGCAUGAUCCUUAAAACUUCAAGAAUAAAAGACUCAUGUAUUGUAUAUUACAUAAAAUACUGAAGAGUCAAGAAACUGAUUUCAUGACACUUUUGCUGCAUGACAGAAAAGGAUACAAUAUUAAUUUUAUUUUUUUCCCUCUGUUUUCUUGACGUCCAUUUCUAUAUUCCUAUAUUCACUAAACAUUUGCUAAUGGAAUUUAUGUACAGGAAAUGUAUUACCAAACUUGUAUCACUUUAAAUCCCUCCACUGGUAUUUAGAAAUAAUGAAUAUAACAUGACUACUGAUUACAGCUAUUGUAAUAGAUAUAUGUACAGGUUUCUUCUUGUAAUUUCAGUAUAGUAUCCUUAUAGAACUGUAGACUCCCAGCAUUCUUUAACUUGUUUGGUAUGAUUAACAUUGUCAAAAUUGUAUGCUUUGUCUUUCAGCUGUUGAUAAUUGAAAACUUUUUGAUAUAUAGGUGUCAAGCCAUGUAGAUGCCUUUGAUAUUUAUUCUUAUAUAAACAAGUACAGUAUUUGUUAUUAUAGUUUUUCCCAUUUUACAUAUAUAAGUUAAGUUUUAAGUCAUUAAGUAUAUUAUUGGUAGUAUGAACUGGCUACAUGUAAAGUUUACAUCAUUCAGAUCAUAUAUUCCCAGCCUGAUUAUUUUUACCAAGUAUUAGCACUCCUGUUCACUCCUGUUCAUAGGAUCGCCAUUUUGCAGUUUGUAAAAUUAUGCUACAUAGUGGCGGUUUCAUGGGAAGACUGUUUUAGAUUCCGUAUAAUUUUCUUAUAAAUAAAUUUCCAUGGUCUAUAUUCCAUAUUUCUUUAACACAAAUACAUUUUUAAGUCAUGACUUUGUCUGUGUUGCAAUUAUUUUGAAUAAAUUAUGUCCAUUCA